Messenger RNA from Pleurotus ostreatus (oyster mushroom), 1668 nucleotides. RefSeq lists its product as uncharacterized. NCBI's taxonomy places the organism in Eukaryota, Fungi, Basidiomycota, Agaricomycetes, Agaricales, Pleurotaceae. The record is from RefSeq and is a predicted model, not a curated record. The transcript has 13 exons. Bases 1 to 1668 code for a protein of 555 amino acids.
AUGUUCUCCACGAAGGUUUUCAUAGGUUUCAUUGCGGUGGCGACUGCCCUGGCUGCUCUGGCACAAGAACCUGGCUUCAUAUGGGACAAGCUGGAGACGAGUACUGAAUUGAAGUGGACGGAUUGUUACACCCAGCCCUUGCAAUGUGCCCGAUUCCAAGUGCCUUUGAAUUAUUCUGACCCAGAAGGCAGGUCUGCGUCUAUAGCCAUGAUCAGGUUUCCAUCGCCUCUUGCUGGCACAGAGCAGUACAUGGGACCCGUUCUCUUGAAUCCAGGAGGUCCAGGUAGCAGUGGCGUAGAUUUGCUCGCAGAAGCCGGCGCAGUGUUUUCUCAGAUCCUUGGUCCUAAUUUUGACAUCGUUUCCUUUGAUCCCCGAGGUGUCGCAUUCUCUACACCCCGCGCAUCCUUCUUCCCCACCGAAGCGCAGCGGCAGUUCUUCGUCAGUUCGUCUUUCGACGACGUUAACGCGACUAGCGAUGGGGUAGCGCGCAUGUGGGCUCGCGCGCAGAUAUUGGGGGCCCUGGUUACUCGGCAAGACCAAAAGGACCACUUAAUCGAGCAUCUGAACACGGAGAACACUGCACGGGAUAUGCUUCGAAUGGUCGAGGCCCACGGGCAAGAGAAGCUUCAAUAUUGGGGGUUUUCAUAUGGCACAGUGCUCGGCGCCACUUUCGCUUCGUUAUUCCCAGACCGUGUAGGACGUCUUAUUCUUGAUGGCGUCGUGGACUCCGAGAAUUACUACGCCGCUCGUUGGUCGGACACCUUGGACACCGAUAAAACCCUACAAACCUUCUUCGAUAGCUGCUUCGAAGCUGGCCCUGACUUAUGUCCCUUCUAUGAAUCCUCGGCUCAGGCUAUUGCUCGCAAGCUAGACGAACUGACUCGAACUAUCGCCCUGCGACCGAUCCCGGUCAUCACUAAUACAUCCUACGGAUUAGUCGAUUACGCAAGACUCAGAGUCACGAUCUUUAAUAGCCUUUACGCCCCCUACGUGUACUUCCCCCCACUCGCUCAAGGUCUUGCGGAUCUGGUUCGUGGUAAUGGCACCGCGCUUUACCAAAUGCUUGAUACGCCGUUAUUCGAUUGUAAUUGUGGAACUCCGGUUCCACUGCCCACCAUCACGGAUGCUAUAUUUGCCAUCAGGUGCACUGACGGGCAGGAAGUACGUGAUACCGUUGACGACGCUGAAGACUACGUCCGCCAGUUGCUGCGUCUGUCGCAGUGGGGAGAACUUUUGGCCAUCGCGAGAGUUUCGUGCGCGGCGUGGCCCAGGCAGCAAAAUAAGCAUUUCAGAGGUCCCUUGGUGGGUAACACCAGCCAUCCCAUCCUAUGGAUUGGUAAUACGGCAGACCCAGUGACGCCAAUUGCAUCAGCACACAAAAUGGCCAGGGGCUAUCCUGGGUCCGUCGUCUUAACACAGGACUCACCUGGGCAUACAACCCUCGCCGCGCCAUCGAUCUGCACUGUCCAGCACAUCCAAAGUUAUUUAUUGAACGGAACGCUUCCUGCUGAAGGGGUUGUGUGCCCUGUGACCGGUCCCAUCUUCUCUGCCUCGCAGCCUUCGAACGAUACUACCCGAGGGUUAGCGGGGCGACAAGAGGCGGACCAAGACAUUAUUAGAGCUUUGGAGCGCCUCCGCCAGAGUUUCAAACUACGACCUCUUUUCUAG